Messenger RNA from Coprinopsis cinerea okayama7#130, 1839 nucleotides. RefSeq lists its product as hypothetical. The coding region runs from base 1 to 1839 and encodes 612 amino acids. The record is from RefSeq and is a predicted model, not a curated record. NCBI's taxonomy places the organism in Eukaryota, Fungi, Basidiomycota, Agaricomycetes, Agaricales, Psathyrellaceae. The transcript has a single exon.
AUGCAGUUUCCCUCUAUUAGUUCUCCUUUGCCAGACCCCGCUCUUCUCCCAUACGCCUCAGGCGACAACAUACUCCCCGCACCAGACCAUCUCCGCCCCGCCCUGGACCUCUACUUACAAGACUCUUCCACCUGCCUCGCCACUCUCUCAGAGCAAAUCUCGAUCCUCGAAACGCUGCUUGGGGCCACUCAUUUCCAGCGCCAUACCGCACACCUAUCCGCGGACUUCAUAUCAACUGUAGACCAACAUCGCCAACGCAUACGAGAGUGGAGUGCAGGAAUCGACCAGAAGGUGGCGUACCUCAAAGCACUUCUGGCUAGGACCAGGACACAGCAGAUGGCGCUGGCUGAGGAGCGCGCUCGAUACGCGGCCAUUAGAAGGGUUGGUAUCUUGGACUUGCCAUUUGAAAUUCUGGGGGAUAUCCUUCUCCAUUGGUCGAUCGUCACUGGCGAGGGCACCAGCAAUCACCAACGAUCCAGGUUCAAGGAACACAGUCCGUUUGCAGUGGCAAACCUCCGAUUGGUGUGCACGAGAUGGAACGAUGUAAUUUUGGGAACGCGAGGCUUUUGGAGGGGCUUGGUUGUGGACAUCGACCGUUGGAUACCUGAUGCUUCGAGGAGCACUCUAUCCACUUUCGUCAAUGCGUGGUUCGACCGCGCAGGAGAAGAGGCGCCCCUGCGACUUGCGUUUGUUGGAAGCAACCGACCCGAUUUAACGGGAGGACAGCUCUUACGGGCAGGUUCAGAAUUCGUCGACAUUCUUUUCCGACGCAAACGACACUGGAAAGAGUGGCAUCUCAACUCAACAUUGUUGUCCGACCUGAUCUUCUUAUUUGGCGGUCUCCAGAAAUUGGUCCAGAAGUUUACGGUCGACAUGGCACAGGAAGACUACACGAGUGCAUUAAGUCGCCUGAAGAUUCUCAGUAUCUCCAAGAAUCCAGACGAAUACAUCCCCGAAGAACAAUCGAAGAUGCUUGGAUGCAAUUUGUUCGACACCCAAACGAAUGCCAAUGCACUCCCACUUGAAAGCCUCUACGUCCACUCACCGCUUUUCAUAACCAAGUCGUUCUACCCGCACCUUCCAUCUCACGUUCGAUUCCUCCACAUCCAUGCCCCUGGAAAGAUCGACGUUCCCAAGGAUAAAAUCUUCCUACUCCCCCGUCUUGAAGAGCUCAUCCUGGAACUGGGACCCAGAUCUGAGAUCGACAGAGAGGGCUUCCCAGCUACGAACCAAUCCUUCCAGCGGUUAAUUCUCAUCGGACGACGCGCCACGGAAUCCCUUCCCAAGUUGUUCAAAGAUCUUACCCUCCCUUCCCUCAACCUCCUGCGAUUCGAGGACAUAGGAAUGGUAGACUUUGAGUAUAACUGGCGGGGAAACGAAAUCGAGGACUUCCUCGUGCGAAACACUCCCGGUCCAAAGUUUGCUUUGAACUUUGAGAAUUGUGGGUUAGUGUCAUCGUGCAUAGGAGGGAUCGAAUUCGUGAUUGAGAAAUUCAAUCUGGGAGGGAUCACACAUUUAUGCCUCGCCAGCCCCGACUUUCUCGUACACGGGAGCAAGGCUACCUUGCGAACGCUGUACCAGACCGCUCAAGUGAUCGCAUGCCGGACGUACCGGGACGCUGGCUUUCGAGAGGUUAUCGAAGCAUUGCGAUCACAUUGCAUGCAGCAGGAGACGGUGGUAUAUCUACCACGCCCCGUGAAGGAGACUGUGUGGAACUUGAAUUCGUUGAUAGGCGUGAUGAAUGUGCGGCCUGUGUCCAAGUUGGAGUUGGAUACUCUUUUUGAGACGGGGAUCCGUGGCCACCAGUACAGCGAAGUGGUCAGCGACUACAGCCGGUGA